CGCCGACUCCCGCCCAGAACUACAGGUCCCGACAGGCCUUGCGGUUGGCGGGGCGGCGGCCGGGCUGUUUGAGUGAGCGCGGAAGGCGGCCGGGAUGGACACGAAGCCGGAGGGAUGCGGGAGCGGCCGCUGCCCCUUGCCAGCCCGGGUCUAGCUGCGCCCUAUAGGCGACAGGCCUCACGUCCUCGAGCUGCCCAGUGGGAGGGGGUGACUGUCCCCGUGCCUGGCCUUCCCGCCCUAGCUCUGACACGAACCGUGUCCUGGAAUCAGGGCCCGGUGGGCUCAAGGGACGCCUCAUGUGGUCGCAUAAGUCAGCAGCUUUGGCCAGGUUAUUAUCCCGUGUGUGUUUGGUGUUGCAGGACCCAAGAAGCUUGGCUACAGGAAACGCAGCUGCAGAAUCCCCCCCAACAGAACCUCCCCCGUGUUGAAGAUGGAAAGAACAGUGGUGGGACACAAGAAUGUGACCCCAGUGAGGAGAAAGUGGAGCCUGAACACUUUUCAGAGCCAAACAAAGUUAUUAGUCUUGGGCCUGGAAACAAGGCUAAUGUGAGAGCAAGUCCCAAUGACAAAGUCAGAGCGGCUACCAGGAAAAGGUCUUGUCCUAGUCCUAGCCCCAAGAAAGCUGCCCAGAGUCCCAGUCCCAAGAGGAUAUCUCCCUGGAGAGGCAGUCCCAGGAAAGGCCUCGCUUCAAGUUCAUUUAACUUGUCCCCAAGGGCACUUGCCAUUAGCCCACAAAUCACACGUCGCUCCUGGUCUCGCUCCAGUCUGAAGGGAACCAACCGCCGGAAGUCGCUGCCUCCUUUCCAUCAGGAUGUCACUGAGCUGAGCAAAUCAAUCAGCCUUGAUUUGCCUGAGACUGACAGGCUUUCCAGGCUCCUGCUGUCUAGUUUCCAGUUCUCUGCCCAGAAGCUUCAGCACUUCUUGAAGCAGACUGAUGGCUUCAGCCCUGAGGCUUUUAAAGCAAAUGUGAAUUCAGUUUCAGAAGAGCUGAUGCGUUGUGCAGAGAGACUGAAACUAGAUGGAACGCUAAAGAAAUGUACAGAAGAGCUGAAAGGUAUUUUAUCAGACCCUGCACUAAAUGCGUCAUUGACCCAGAUGAAGGACUAUAUAAACAGGUUUACUACAGAGUCUCAAAGUUGGGAUCAGCUUUUACUGAGUUUCCAGAAAAGUGCAGAAGAAAUGUCCAGACAACUGGAGCGGUGCAAGACGAGUGAUGUGCAAGUGGAGCCUGCUAGUUAUCUCGGAGCAUCACAGGCCAAAGUUCUCAGUAGCAAGCCUAACUAUCAGAAGAUACUAGAUAGCCAGGGUGAGGUCUUUGACUGCAUGGAGCUUGUGCUGGAUGAACUGCAGCAGGCAGUGAAGUUGUUGCAGGCAUUCACAGAAGACAGUACACGGUACCUCCGGAAUCUGUCAGAGCAACUUGCAUCAAGGACUUUUCAGCACCUGGAAAACUCACCAAUUCGGAAACUACUCAAAGUUCCCCCAAAGAAGCCACCAGUCACCCCAGGCCAGCAGCCCCCUGAGGGCUAAACAGGACUUGCAUGGGACAGUCAUUGCCUCCUUUGCCUUUAUUCCCUGCCUUGUCCAGGUGGUUGUGGGGCCGGGGGGGGGCUUAGGGCCCCCCCUUGCCUCACUCAGUGCACGGGGCGGGGGGGGACUCUUAUCCCAGGGCCUGGGGCUCUAGGACUGAGCUGGGGGGGGGGGGGGCGCCUUGCUGUCACUGGGGUCUGUGCUGAGAAUAAAGCUGCGGGGCGUGGCCCCUGCGCGGA
Messenger RNA from Gopherus flavomarginatus (Mexican gopher tortoise), 1769 nucleotides. RefSeq names its product DSN1 component of MIS12 kinetochore complex (gene DSN1). Gene Ontology annotation, cellular component: MIS12/MIND type complex. NCBI's taxonomy places the organism in Eukaryota, Metazoa, Chordata, Testudines, Testudinidae. The record is from RefSeq and is a predicted model, not a curated record. The coding region runs from base 115 to 1530 and encodes 471 amino acids. The transcript has 12 exons. Gene Ontology annotation, biological process: cell division; mitotic sister chromatid segregation.